ACUGGCAUAAACACCAUCCUGUGGGCGUUUCAGGAAGUGGCAUACACGAGCUGGUCCUGCUACCUGCACGAAGCUGAAGACUUUCAAAGUCAGUCGAUCAUUAUUAUUCUAUCGAAACGAGCAAACGUGAUCGUUGUGAAAGAUCUGCAAAAACGCGGUGCAAAUGGCUCCUUUGAAAGUGUGCAUAAUCGGUUCUGGAAAUUGAUGUACACGAAGCAGCAGCAGAAGCAGAUGUCCUUGUAUUUGUUUUACCUCACCAAUUUGUUAGCCAAGUUUGUGAGCAGUUGGUGGGCCACAUCAAGUCCGAUGCUUUUGGAAUUUCACUUAUUAAGGGUAUCGAUUAUGGUCCUGAAGGAUUGAAGCUUAUAUCGGACAUUAUUCGAACAACACUGAAUAUUGAAGUUAGUGUGAUGAUGGGUGCAAACAUUGCCCGUGAAGUGGCAGAGGACAAAUUCUGUGAAAGCACUAUUGGAAGCAAAAAUAAACGCCAUGGCCAGAUUUUGAAGGAGCUGCUGCAAACACCAAACUUCAGAAUAGCUGUGGUUGAGAACUGUGACACAGUGGAACUCUGUGGAGCUCUGAAGAACAUCGUAGGCGUGGGUGCUGGAUUCUGUGAUGGAAUGGACUGUGGUGACAACACAAAGGCAGCAGUCAUUCGUUUGGGCUUGAUGGAGAUGGUGGCAUUCGCAAAAAUGUUUAGUAAAGGUACAGUGGAGUCUACCACUUUCCUGGAGAGCUGUGGCAUUGCUGAUCUUGUCACUACAUGCUACGGAGGGCGCAACAGGAAAGUAGCAGAAGCAUUUGUGAGAACUGGAAAGACUAUCGAGGAAUUAGAAAAAGAAAUGUUGAACGGGCAAAAGCUGCAAGGCCCUCAGGCUUCAGUUGAGGUUCACAAAUUUCUGAAGAAUAGAUCACAGACUGAUAAGUUUCCUCUUUUCACUGCUGUGUAUCAAAUUUGCUAUGAAAAACGACCUGUUCAAGAGUUCAUUACAUGUCUGCAAAACCAUCCAGAGCACAUGUAACUUAAGAAACAGUGUUUGAAAUUUUGCAUUCAUAUUAUUCCACAGUGCACUAAAAUAAUGUUUAAUCAUGUUCAACAUAAAAAGGUGGUUGGGGCUUCUUCUUAUAAACCAAGUAAAGGACAUUAUGAUACUCUGUGUAAUAUUUUAAACCAAGUAAAAUGAUGUUGUGAUACUCUGUGUAAAUACUAACUGACAUGCCAAGACUGUUAGCAAGCAGGUCAGUGUAAUGAUGUAUAAUGCUAAUGUUAUAUUGGACACGUUUUAAAGUUUUUGCCUUGAAGUUCACACAGUAAAUGAAAUAUACAUUCAUAAUCCUUAUAUGCAUACUGUGUUGCAUGAAUAUGUUGAUCAUACUUAUAUUUACUAUAUAUAGUGUUACUAAACCAAAACAGUGAAGGAGUUCUGUUUAGGAAGAUUUUUUUAAACUAUCAGUAUGUACAAAUAGUUAAGCACAACCUGUAAUAUAUUUUAACAUCAGUCUAGUCCUAUUUAUAAAAUGUCAUUAUGCAGUACAAAUAAGCAGCGUUAGCCCAAAGAAAUUUCAUACCACGAUAUCCAAACUUUAUAUGAUGAACCAAGCUGUAUGUCUUUUUUUAUUCUUAGUAAAAUAAAUUGUGAAUUAAUGUGUCA
This is a messenger RNA of Protopterus annectens (West African lungfish), 1652 nucleotides long. Its product is annotated as glycerol-3-phosphate dehydrogenase 1-like protein. NCBI's taxonomy places the organism in Eukaryota, Metazoa, Chordata, Ceratodontiformes, Protopteridae. The record is from RefSeq and is a predicted model, not a curated record. Gene Ontology annotation, biological process: carbohydrate metabolic process; glycerol-3-phosphate catabolic process. Gene Ontology annotation, molecular function: glycerol-3-phosphate dehydrogenase [NAD(P)+] activity; NAD binding; protein homodimerization activity. Gene Ontology annotation, cellular component: glycerol-3-phosphate dehydrogenase (FAD) complex; cytosol.